GUUUGUUGAGAACACAAACUUUUGGAUGAGUUUUUAUAAUCUGAUGGCUCACAGAAAACAUGGACUUUCACCUUUACCUAUUUUCACAUAUCUUCAGUCAUUUUCACAUGUAUGAAUUUGUUAAAAUUUCAGUUAUGAUGAUACAAGGAAGUGUAUAUAUAUGUGUGUGUGUGUCUGUGUGUGGGAAGGUGUUUGAGUGCAGGUGCCAUGAAGGAUUGCAAAUAAAGUUUUGAAAUUUGGCUCAUGAUCUUGUUUCUUCUUGCAGCUGGCCCAAGUAACAGUAUCAGAUUGUUUGGUACUACUUUGUCGUACUGUGAACGCCACGAGGCCACGGAGGCGACUUUGAACUUAAACAAGCAAAAACGGGAUUCUACUGAGCUUGGUUUGCCUCCUACAUUUGUUGCUCUGCCAACACUGCCGGUUGAAGUCCCUCAAACAGUGUCUCAGCUUCGCUCGCCUCUUGGUUUCUCUGCUACCCCGGUCUCAUCUUCAGAAAAGGGUAAACAAAUUGUGGGAAACCAAACCUCACAGUUGUCCCGUUUUUCUCAAGAUGAGCCAUCGACAAUAGUCACCACAAGCCGUUAUCCGUUGGCACCAACACCUGCAGUGGCACCGGCACCGGCACCGGCACCAGUUUCAUUGGACCGUGGCAAGCAGCCAAUCCAGGCAAGUGGUAGUUCAUCUGUUCGAGCUCGACCUGAACCCAACCCGCGGUUUAACCGAAUUAACCGCAACAACACCAGGCGUUAAGUUUUGCUAGAUUUAGUAGAAUGUUUUUGGUUUGGUUAUGUACUGGGGUUAAACUCUGAAUGUUUUUGGUUUGG
Messenger RNA from Cynara cardunculus var. scolymus (artichoke), 824 nucleotides. RefSeq lists its product as uncharacterized. Bases 244 to 750 code for a protein of 168 amino acids. The record is from RefSeq and is a predicted model, not a curated record. The transcript is spliced from 2 exons. NCBI's taxonomy places the organism in Eukaryota, Viridiplantae, Streptophyta, Magnoliopsida, Asterales, Asteraceae.